GUACACACACAUAUACACAGUCGUCUUUUCACACUUUCGUGAAGACGUUAAAGAAUACGAAAAUGGCUUGUUCUGCCGUACGCUCACCUAUUCUCCGUAAUUCGACGGUGAGACAUUAUGCAACUGCCACUGCCGCCCAGGCUUGCUCCUCAACCAAUCUUGAAUCUAAAACAUUAAAUAAUAAAGUUUUUGCAGUAGCUCUUGAGAAUAAUAGUCCCAUAUCACAAAUUUCUAUUGUUUUCAGGGCUGGCCCACGUAAUGAAACUUAUCACAAUCAAGGUAUUAGUCAUCAUUUGCGUAUUUUAGCUGGUUUGACAACAUGUCGUUCCAGUUAUUUUGCUAUAACCAGAAAUAUACAGCAACUUGGAGGAAAUAUAAUUGCUACCAGUGAUCGUGAAAGUAUUGCCUAUACGUUGCAAGUUACACGAAAUAAUUUGAAUGAAGCUUUAAGAUUUUUAGAAGAUGUUGCUACACAACAAGUAUUUAAACCAUGGGAAAUACCAGAACAAUUACCUAGAUUACGUUACGAGUUAUCAACAAUACCUGAAACUACUCGUGUACUUGAACUUCUUCAUAGAGCUGCUUAUCGUACAGGUCUUGGCAAUUCUUUGUUUUCUCCAAAGCGACAAGUAGGACGAAUUAAUUCAGAAACUUUACAACAUUUUGUUAAUACAUGGUUUACGGGAUCAAGAUGUUCUGUUGUUGCAACAGGUGCCCCAUUUUCGGAAAUAUGUUCAUUAGCUUCAAAUUUAAAUGUAAAAUCAGAUAAUACUCAGGAUAUACCUACAAAAUAUCAUGGAGGAGAACUUCGUAAAGAACGUAAUUCGUCAACAGCCACUGUAGCAGUAGCUGUAGAAUCUACAGGUUUAAACAAAGAAAAAGAUGCUUUAGCAUUAGCUGUACUACAAAGAGCUAUUGGUACUGGACCACAAGUGAAAUGGGGAUCCAGCAUGAGUCCAAUUUACAAAAGUGCGUCUAGUGCAGCUGGUAAACAAACAUUUGCAAUAUCUGCCUUAAAUGCUGUUUACUCCGAUUCUGGUCUAUUUGGUUUUAUUUUCUCCAGUGAACCUAGUAUUGCUGGAUCGUUAACAACAUGUGCCUAUAAAUGGUUAAAGUCUCCCCAAUUAUCAGAUGCUGAUAUUUCUCGUGGUAAAAAUAUAUUGAAGGCUGACAUAUUAUAUUCUACUGAAAAUGAACCCGGAUUAUUAGAAAUUCUUCAACAGCAAGCCUUACAUAAAGGCACUGUUUAUUCUCCAAAAGAAAUAGUCGCAAACGUAGAUAAAAUCACUGCAAACGAUGUUAAAAGUAUUGCUGGAAAGUUAGGCUCAGGUAAAACAACUCUAGCUGCGAUCGGUGAUAUUUGCAGUGUUCCAAAUUUAGAUGAGUUGAGUUAGAUGCUAAGUCUAACAUUCCUACAAAAUUAGUGUCAAUUGUUAAUAAACAUCAAUUUAUAAUUAAGCGAUGGAACGAUAUUAUCAGUGCUUACAAAAAUCAGUAUAUACAUGAUCCAUUGCAGUUAUAACGUGUAAUGUUUCUGUACAUACCAAAUAAAAAUAAAAACUGCUAUUCUGUUUGA
Molecule: messenger RNA, 1576 nt
Organism: Polistes dominula (European paper wasp)
Lineage: Eukaryota; Metazoa; Arthropoda; Insecta; Hymenoptera; Vespidae
Gene: UQCR-C2
Product: Ubiquinol-cytochrome c reductase core protein 2
Cellular component (GO): mitochondrion
Molecular function (GO): metal ion binding
Source: RefSeq, a predicted model, not a curated record